AUGAAGAGGGCGAGGACCGGGCCCAGUGCUACAGGCCGAGGCUUGGCUUGCCUCGAGAUCCCCGAUGUGUGCAAGGCCAUUCUCUCGUACUGCCUCCGCGAAGCUGCGCAGUGCCUCAGCGUCGUCGUGCUCAGCAAGGCGACCACGCGAUCGGUCGCAGAGUACCAGGAGCUUUGGACCGACCUCAUUAUCGCUCACUACGGCAAGCUACGCUCGCAACCGGCAGUGCGCCCGUGCUCGUCUGGUAACAUACCCGUGGCGGCGCCUGGAUAUGCGCCGUGUACAGCGUGCGUCGAGUAUUUCGAGACGGCUGUCGAACGCUCCAUCUUGCAGCGAUUGGUCAUUCUUCGUGGCGAUAUCCAAACCAUCGCCCACGUGCAAGGCCAAGCGCUGGACUGCCUCGUCUUCCCAACAAACACGUCGUUGAAGAACCAUGGACUUGGCGCGGCUGCAGCUGUCUUUCGUCGAGCUGGUCUGGAACUCGAUGGCCACAUUGCGCGCCUGCACUAUACGGGUAGUAGCACAGCGAGCGCCGUCGUCACGCCUGGAUUCAGCGCCAACGUCACGCACCUCCUGCUGUAUGCGACGUACAUCAAGGCGUUCCAGCACUGCCUGUCCUUGGACGUCUCGUGCUUGGCCAUUGCGUCCAUUUCGACCGGCUCGCUCGGCUUUCCACCUACUCGUGCCGCGAGACAGGCGCUGCGCGCGUACCGCGACUUCGUCAAGACGUACCGGUGGCGUGCCACGGUGGCCAUUGUGUGCCUGGACAUGAACGUCGCUGCGAGCUUGGAAAUUGUGAAGGCGAAGCUCCUGAAGCGCUUCAACAAGCACUGCCGCACGGCGGUGGCUCCCAACUAG
This is a messenger RNA of Saprolegnia parasitica CBS 223.65, 858 nucleotides long. RefSeq lists its product as hypothetical. The record is from RefSeq and is a predicted model, not a curated record. NCBI's taxonomy places the organism in Eukaryota, Oomycota, Saprolegniomycetes, Saprolegniales, Saprolegniaceae. The coding region runs from base 1 to 858 and encodes 285 amino acids. The transcript is spliced from 2 exons.